AUUGUCUAGUCAUCCGUUGAGCUUGGAGAGUGAGAAGUUGUGCUGCUCAACACCAUACCAGAGAAGCAGAAAGUUGGCAGAGAAGCAGAAAGCUUGUUGACGCCAGAAUUGAGAUAAAUAGUAAUAUAAUCCACCAGAAGAGGAGACGAGCGGAAGAAGGAGGCAAAGAAGGGUGGAGAAAGUCUGAGUGGAGAGAGGGGGAGAGGGAGGGUAGGACUCUGCCUGCAGCUUAUUAGAACAGCCAUAAAGAAGAAACUAGAACUGAAAAAAGCAAAGUGAUUUCUUCUGGAGCCUGCAGAACAACUGAAGAGCAAGCAACAUGAGUAACACAAACUACCAAACCUUCAACAGCGAUCAACCGAACUCUCCGAAUCCACCCACCUACUCAGAAAAAGAUCCCUACAAAGAGUCUGGCCCUGCUGGAUCAGCCCUUCCCACGGGCCAAGGGGCCACUGCCCCUAUGCCUCCUUACUAUGGCUCACCUGGCUCGGCCUACCCACCACAGAUGAGUCAGCCUCAGCAGACGGUCAUCAUCACCCCGGUCUACCCCUCCAGUGCACCGGAUUACCUGGCCUACUCCAUCUUCACCAUGCUUUGCUGCUGCUUACCUCUGGGAAUUGCUGCCUUGGUUUUCUCGAUACAGACCCGAGAUGCCAACCAUUCUGGAAACAGCAUGGCUGCGCAGCGAAAUUCCAAGAUGGCACGCAACUUCGCCCAUGCAGCACUUGGUGUUGGCAUUUUCCUCAUUAUUGUAUAUAUCGUCUUAAUGGUGAUCCUGCUUAAUCAAAAUAACAGAUCCUGAAAGAUUAUGUCUUCUCUUUCCUGAUAUACAAAACAGAGGUCAAAGGCUUGGGAUCAUCUGCACUGAGUCAUUCCAUCAAAAGAUACAGCAGCUUGUUUACACGUGCAUGGAAAACACAGGAUUUCCUUGUUCUUCAUUCCCAUCACCAGCUAUAGAAUGAGGUUUUGAGGUUCCACCAGCUAGAUUUGUACAUGGAUUUGUGAUGAGUUUUUGAUGUCCACCAAUUAACAUCGAAUAUGCUCCAUCUCUGCAAUGCACCUACUGAAGCAACGGAAAGGGGGUGUCGGGUGGCAAGGAUCAAAUGGGAUACAACAUGUCUAUAAAUUGCCCUGGUGUCAUCAGGGUUGAACUAUCAAUCUUCCUGAAAUCAGACAAUGGGUUUAGAUCACCUCCUUUCAAUGGUUCCUCUUCCCAUCAGCCACCAUCCUUCACAUUUCCUUUUCCUCUAGGCUAGUUAGUACAAUUCAGUAAUGAAGGCCACAGGUUAUUUAGUUGUAGUUGUUCAGUCAUUCAGUUGCUUCUGAAACUUCAUAACCUCAAUGGACAUUCUUUUGCCAGAGUUGUCUGCAAGGAACCAUCUUUCUGAGCCCUUGUAAGCACCUGCUCAUGUCAUCAGAGGUGGUAUCUACCUACCUUAGAUACAAUGUUUUCCAUUACCCUGUUUUGUUUUGUUUUUUAUAGCCUUUGAUUUUUCCAAGUACCAGGGCCUUCCCCAGUGAUUCUUGCCUUUGCAUUGUAUGUCCAAAUUAUCUAAGCUUUAACUUCGGGGUCAUGCUUCCCAAAACCCACCAUUUUGUUUUGGUUUUUUUCCUUCCUCUACUGUGGGUCACUGAGAGCACCCCAAUUCUGAUGCCACAAAUUGCUGAUCAAGCCCCAUCCCACACAGUUAUAUAGUACACAGCUGCUUUGCUCUGCUCACUGACUCUGUGAAAAACCCCUCCUGUCUGUUUUCAAAAUCCAGAAAGUAUUUGAAUCUCCCCUUUCAGAGUCCUGUAUGCAACAGAAAUAAAUCUGACAGUGGUAAUUGUCAA
Molecule: messenger RNA, 1833 nt
Organism: Python bivittatus (Burmese python)
Lineage: Eukaryota; Metazoa; Chordata; Lepidosauria; Squamata; Pythonidae
Product: proline-rich transmembrane protein 1-like
Cellular component (GO): membrane
Source: RefSeq, a predicted model, not a curated record